CAAACAGGGGGGAACGGAACGACAACUGUAAGAGUCUGUAAGCACUGGGUUUCAUCCAUGGCUGCUUUUCUUUCCUUAUCUUCCAUUUCUUUGACCAGAACGGCCACUGUUCUUCCUCAUUCAACCACUUCCUUCAAGGGAAAUGUGAGGCUAUUGAACUCAAAUCCGUUCAAUAUUUGUUCAUCUAGACUCAAAUUCACGGUCGCAGAUGGGAAACGAUUGGUUGUUCGCAGCCAGGCUGCUGCGGCUUCCCUGUCUGCUUCGUCCGGUGAGAGUGUGCGGUUCCGUCUCGAUAAUCUUGGACCACAGUCAGGUUCGAGGAAGAAGGCGAAGAGGAAGGGGAGAGGUAUAUCGGCGGGACAGGGAGGUAGCUGUGGGUUUGGAAUGAGAGGACAGAAAUCAAGGUCUGGACCGGGUGUGAGAAGAGGAUUUGAAGGUGGACAAAUGCCUCUUUAUCGGAGGAUCCCUAAACUUCGAGGAAUUGCUGGAGGUAUGCAUGCUGGGUUACCUAAAUAUGUGCCGGUGAAUUUGAAAGACAUUGAAGCGGCAGGAUUUCAGGAAGGGGAACAGGUCACCUUGGAAACUUUGAAGGAGAAGGGUUUAAUCAACCCUUCGGGAAGAGAAAGGAAACUCCCAUUAAAGAUUUUAGCUGAUGGGGAGCUGAGUGUGAAGCUAAAUAUUAAAGCUCGGGCUUUUUCAUCAGCAGCCAAAGAGAAGCUUGAGGCUGCUGGCUGCACGCUUACUGUAUUACCUGGACGAAAGAAGUGGGUCAAGCCAUCAGUGGCUAAGAACCUCGCUCGAGCAGAAGAAUAUUUCGCAAAGAAAAGGGCUGCAGCAGCUGCUGCAGAACAAGCUACCGCAUGAAUGCUUGUGUAAAGUUGCAGUUUGGUGACAAAUUCCAGGCAUGUGCUUUAUUAAUCAUAUAUUUCUGGAUGACUCAUUUGCUGCCAUUCAAUAAUGCUCAUUUGCGUCGAGAGAAAUUUGAAAGCGACCUCAAAACCAAAGGCUGCACCACUCAUGGUGGUGCCCUCUUAACAAAUUUGGAUUUGCUUUCCAGGUCUUUUACUCUCUCUUUCCCUUUCUCUUCUGAAGCUUUAUUUUAGUGUAAAAGGCAUACCCACGAGCCAAAAAUGAUGAUCUUUCCAAACAAGCUUAAUCUAUGUUAGGAGAAAAGUAAGUUCAAAUCUAUCUUCCAAAACCCGCAGAAAUCCUUCAGUUGUUACACACCAUGCUGCCUAAGUUAUACCUUGUAUGGUUGGAAAUUCGAUUCUGGUGUAUUCUCUGUAGGAAAUUAUUGUCCUGAUUCUAGCAAAAUUGAAUGAGAAGUUAUGUAA
Cucurbita maxima (winter squash) is the source of this 1334-nucleotide messenger RNA. RefSeq names its product 50S ribosomal protein L15, chloroplastic-like. Gene Ontology annotation, molecular function: structural constituent of ribosome. The record is from RefSeq and is a predicted model, not a curated record. Gene Ontology annotation, biological process: translation. Lineage: Eukaryota; Viridiplantae; Streptophyta; Magnoliopsida; Cucurbitales; Cucurbitaceae. Gene Ontology annotation, cellular component: cytosolic large ribosomal subunit; ribosome. The transcript is spliced from 5 exons. The coding region runs from base 58 to 864 and encodes 268 amino acids.